Mus caroli (Ryukyu mouse) is the source of this 3907-nucleotide messenger RNA. It is a transcript of the gene Shc2, whose product is annotated as SHC adaptor protein 2. Gene Ontology annotation, cellular component: plasma membrane. Gene Ontology annotation, molecular function: receptor tyrosine kinase binding. Lineage: Eukaryota; Metazoa; Chordata; Mammalia; Rodentia; Muridae. Gene Ontology annotation, biological process: cell surface receptor protein tyrosine kinase signaling pathway; intracellular signal transduction. The record is from RefSeq and is a predicted model, not a curated record.
CGGCGGGGAGGAGCGCACGGCUCUGGACCAGGCUCAGCCGGGGCUCCUCGGCGGCCGCGGCCAUGACGCAGGGUCCGGGUGGCCGCGCGGCCCCCGAGCCCGAGGCGCCCACCACCUUCUGCGCACUGCUGCCGCGGAUGCCGCAGUGGAAGUUCGCAGCGCCGGGUAGCUUCCUGGGCCGUGGUCCCGCAGCGGCGCGCGUGGCGGGGGUGGCAGAGGCGCAGCCGGAGCCCGGGGUCCCCGCGCUGGCCGCUGUGCUGGGCGCUUGCGAACCGCGCUGCGCCGCGCCCUGUCCGCUGCCCGCUCUCGGCCGCUGCCGGGGCUCGGGGACGCGCGGCGCGCGGGUGACUCCGGAUGUCGCCGACGAGUGGGUGCGCAAGGGCGGCUUCAUUCACAAGCCGGCGCACGGCUGGCUGCACCCCGAUGCCAGGGUCCUGGGGCCCGGGGUCUCUUACAUCGUUCGGUACAUGGGCUGCAUUGAGGUGCUUCGAUCCAUGCGCUCCCUGGAUUUCAACACCCGAACACAGGUGACGAGGGAAGCCAUCAAUCGGCUCCAUGAGGCUGUGCCCGGUGUCCGGGGCUCCUGGAAGAAGAAGGCCCCCAACAAGGCUCUGGCCUCCAUCUUGGGGAAAAGCAACCUGCGCUUCGCCGGCAUGAGCAUCUCAGUCAACAUCUCCGUGGACGGCCUUAACUUGUCUGUUCCUGCCACCCGCCAGAUCAUCGCCAACCAUCAUAUGCAGUCUAUUUCCUUCGCCUCGGGUGGUGACACGGACAUGACUGAUUAUGUGGCCUAUGUGGCCAAGGACCCCAUCAACCAGAGAGCCUGCCACAUCUUGGAAUGCUGUGAAGGUCUUGCCCAGAGCGUCAUCAGCACCGUAGGGCAAGCCUUUGAGCUGCGCUUCAAGCAAUACCUGCACAGCCCACCCAAGGCUGUAGUGCCCCCUGAAAGGCUGACUGGGCUGGAGGAGUUGGCCUGGGGAGAUGAUGAGACUGCUGCAGACCACAAUUACUACAACAGCAUUCCAGGAAAGGAGCCACCUCUGGGCGGGCUGGUGGACUCCAGACUGGCUGUCACACAGCCCUGUGCACUGGCGACACUCGGAGGCCUUGGACAGGGAAUGACACCAGCAUGGAGAGAUGCCCGUGGCUUGCCUUGGGACAUGGGCCCCUCUGGUGCAGCCCCACCGGGGGAUGGCUACGUGCAGGCAGAUGCCCGAGGGCCACAUGACUACGAGGAGCACCUGUAUGUCAAUACCCAGGGCCUGGAUGCUGUGGAGCUUGAGGACAUCGCUGAGGCACCUCUACAGCUUGAGGACAGCCCCAAGAAGGACCUGUUUGACAUGCGACCCUUUGAAGAUGCCCUGAAGUUGCACGCGUGCUCAGUGGCAGCCGGCAUCACUGCAGCCCCACCCCCUCUGGAGGACCAGUGGCCCAGCCCCCCUACCCGCAGGGCCCCCAUUGCACCCACAGAGGAGCAAUUGAGGCAGGAGCCCUGGUACCACGGACGAAUGAGCCGUCGGGCUGCAGAGAAGCUGCUUCGGGCCGAUGGGGACUUCCUUGUGAGAGACAGCGUCACCAACCCGGGGCAGUAUGUCCUCACAGGCAUGCACGCGGGGCAGCCCAAGCACCUGCUGCUGGUGGACCCCGAGGGUGUGGUGCGGACGAAAGAUGUGUUGUUUGAGAGCAUCAGCCACCUCAUAGACUAUCACCUGAAGAACGGGCUGCCCAUCGUGGCUGCUGAGAGCGAGCUGCAUCUGCGGGGAGUGGUCUCUCGGGAGCCAUGAGCCAGGUGACAGUCCUCAGCCCAACUUCUACCCCUAGAUGCCCUUGCUGAGGCCUUUCUCUCAGAUCCUGAAGCCACGAGAACCAGAAUGGUUACCACCUCUCCUUCCACACGAGCCUCGGGAAGCCGCCUUUCCCAGCUGUGCUCGCUCAGCUGGCUGGGCCCGUGAGACAGAGUCAGGGUCAAGCCUCUGCUCCUGCCUGAGCCCCAACCCUGAAGGGUGAGGGCUGUGCAAACCAAAGACAGACCGAGUCGCCUUUAACAAAGACAUCCAAAUGCAGGCCCCGUGCCUCUGGUCCCAGUUCGAGUAGUGACAUCAGGCUGUGUCCACAGAGUGACGUGGACAGCUCUGUGUGGGCAGAGGUAGUGUCCUGCCCUAGCUAGGCUCUGAGGACCUAGAUGCACUGUUGCUUUUGGGGGGUGAUUAAGGUGCUUUUGGGUCUCAGAUCCCUGAUGGGGGAGCAGCCCAGGGGCUUGCCUGGCAUGUAGGGUAUCCAGGUGAGUCAGAGGCAGAGGAACCUCAGUGAGGUGUGGCAUCCACUCAGCACUUCCCAGCUGUCACCUGCCUGGACCUUCAACUGUAAUUAAACACAGGGUUGAGCGUGAGCCUGCUAUGUCUGCUAGGGAUUCCCAGGUGGGCAACCGAGGCAAGGGGGAAGCUUUGUGGAGCCCUAGGGCUGGAGCAGACGGCUAGGUGGGACUGUGGGGUCUGGACUCCCCCCCUGCGCCCCUCCCCCUGUUCACCAACAGUGAACAAGCCUCUGGUUUUACUCCAAGAUAAAUCAGCCUCUCUCCCUGUUUGGUGUUUCCCCAGUCCCUUCUUGACAACACUGUGGCUUUACCUCCUAGGGAUUUGUGCACACUGGGCCCCUGGGGAAGGGGUUCUGGAGUACCUGCCAGGGCCAGCAUGGGAGUAAAAGCUUCCUUCUGCCUCAAGCAUGAGACAUCAUAAAGGUCAAAGUUAUAGGUCACUGUGAUGCUCUCUUCUUCCAAAUACAGAAAGGCUCAGAGUCCCAUCCCCACCACCCACCUUGCCAUCCCCCAUGGAAGUGGAAACUUACAUGGUUUCUUUAGAAAGUCAGUGUGUUGGAUGGUGUUUUGCUGAGGCAGACACGUAUAGGAGUGUUUUCCUGAAGCAGACACAGGCAAAAGGACGUUUUGCUAAGGUAGACGUGUGAAGGGACGUUUCUGUUGAAGUGGACACAGGUGGGAGGAUGUUUUGCUUGAGGUAGACACGUGAAGAAAUGUUUCACUGAAGCAGACACAGAUAAAAAAUGUUUUGUUAAAGCAAACAUGUAAAAGGACGUAUGGUGUUCAAAAGGACCCAACAGAUGGUGGACAACACUAGGUGAUAUUGGUACACCUCGUUAUUCUUUAAUGGCCAUUGUCGGUCAUGACUUUAUAAGAAAGAAACACACUAAACAACUUCUGGUGGUGUUCUGGUGGCUUCUUGCCGCUUCCACAGACUUGGGCCCAUUGGCAGAGUGAUGUCAGCUGACACAGACUCACAUGGAGGGCACGUGGUACUUAGAGAGAGGAUAAAUAGGACCCAAAGGAAAGUAACAGAGGCUUACAUAUCUAGCUCUGUAACACAUCCCUGGGCUCCAGUCUUAGCUGAUCUUUACAUCAUUGAGAGAGGCACAGCAGAAAACUUUUCCUGGUGUCCCUGCUGGUCCUGGUCCCUCCUGCUGACUCGUGCCAAUGUGGCUGAGGCUUGACUUUUUCUGCUGGGUCAUGCCACCACUGCUGAUUCAUGUUUGCAAUCCUGACACUACUGAACUGGACUGCUGGUAUAUAUCCUGACAACACAGAUGGAAUUUGCUCCAAAGAACUAUUUCUAAACAGGUCCACUUCCCCUGUAUCCUAAUAUUUCUUUUCCACUACCUCUGGCGGGUGGUGGGCUAGAAUAGAGGUUAAGACGUUUAAGACAUUUAUUAAAAAUAGGGUUUAAAUGGGCUUGAGAAAUGGCUCAGGGGUUAAGAGCUCUUCCAGAGGUCCUGAGUUCAAUUUCCAGCAGCCACAUGGUUGCUCAUAAUCAUCUGUAAUGGGGUCCAACGGCCUUUCUGGUGUGUCUGAAGAUAGCUACAGUGUACUCGUAUACAUUAAAUAAAUAAAUAAAUAAAU